GUUUACCUGGUGACGUCACCAGUGCUAUGUUUUGAAAUGAGCUCAGUGGCCGCCAUACUGGUCUAACGUAACGGAGGAGAGUGAGUCAGAACUGGGACUUGACUGACGGCCGUCACUUUGUUUUGGUUCUUACUUCUUCACCCACGUAAAGACGGGGGUGGCCAUUAGUUUGUGCCGUUGCUGGGAAAAAAAAUCACAAAUCAGUUUCAAACGUUCAACCCUUCAAGUUUGUCACGGAAAUCUAACGUUGCCUGGCAAGUUAUAAAACAGCUCAGACAAUAUGGGCAGCCAGCACCAGCGAAAACCGACCGGCCGGUCCUUCGUGCAAGCUCUGCGCGACAAGUACUGCCUGGACCCGGACGAAGGUUUCGGAGACGGCGGUACGGACUUCGUAAAGAUCAUGUUCGUGACGGGACCAAGGACACCUCGCAAGGAGGGCAGGGCAGGUGGCAAGGCGGAGCUUGGGCACCUGAAGACGGCAGUCCUGGAUCACAGCAGGAUCACUUACGCCGGGAUUCCGCCAGGGGGCCUCACUAACUUGUGUCCUAACAUCACUGACCUUGACCUAUCCAUCAACUGCCUGUCCAGCUGGCGGGAGGUGCUGUCCGUGCUAUCCGAGCUGCCCAAGGUCAAGUCCGUCAGCUUCAGCUUCAACUUACUGCACAACGACAAGAAUUUGAUUGACACGUGGGCGGAGCCGUUUGGACAGCGCCUGGAGCACGUCAUGCUGAACGGUACCGGUGCUGCAUGGGACGUCAUCACGGCACUGGGGCGACGCCUACCGCAGCUGAAGGAACUGCACCUCUGUAAGAAUGGAUACGAGAUGAUAGAUUUCGACAGUGCUGUAGACUCCGCCGCGUUGGCGAGGCUGGAAAUCCUGACACUGAGUGAGAAUCAUAUCAGAAGUUGGCAGGAAGUCUGGAAGCUAAGGUUCCUCCCGUCCCUUCAAUCCCUCGUCCUGUCGGGAAACCCUCUGGAAGACUUGGUCAUCCCCGAAGUGAUUGACAGCACGGCAGACGACCCGUGUUCCAAGACCGCAUCAACACGUGAAGGCCAGGAACAAUCGCGGCAAAUCUCCGAUCACAUCCCGAGCUCUGAAGCGGAAAGCCAGUCCGAAGACGACGCGGCAGACAUCCACGUGAAUUACUCAGAAAUCCAGGACUUAGUCCGCGACGUCUUGGGAAAGGUGACGAGAUCAAGUCUCGAAAACCUCAAGAAAAGUGUCUUGGAGGAGUUCAGAUCAAAGUGCACGGUUGGAGACUCACCAACGGAAGAGAACCAAUCAGAUGGCAGCAGAGAACUUUCUGGCCAAUCACAGAAUUCCGGACAAUCUUUUGAACAAUCAGGUAUUAUUAAGGAGACCCCUAGCCAAUCAGAUGGCGGUGUGUCAUCUCAGACGCGCCCAGUCGACCACGUCCACCUGACGCCGUUCGCCCAGCUGAAGUCCCUGUCUGUGAGUGACACGUCCGUAAGCGGCUGGAGGGACCUGGAGGGGUUACGGAACUUCGCGAAGUUGGACACACUCAGAAUACAGGGAAUUCCACUGCUUAACGACGCCAGCCCAGAGGACAGGAGACAACUUUUCAUUGCAAGUCUGCCCAGCAUCACCAAGUUGAACGGCAGUCGCGUGGCCGACAACGAGCGGGAGAAAGCUGAGCGAUUCUUCCUGCGCCACUUUGCAGACAAGGACGACAAACCCGCCACCUACCGGUUGCUGAAGGAAAAGCAUGGCGAGCUGAGUCCGGUGAGGCAGGUGGACAUCCGGCGGGGUUUCCACGCCUGGGCGGAGGUCCGGCUGGUGUACGGCGGCAGGACUGUGGAGGAGGCCACGCUCCGCACCAACGAAACCAUCGGCAAACUCAAGAACUACUGCGCGCGCCUGGUCAAGCAGUACCCACCCUGGGUCCGGCUGUACCAUGUCGCCAAGAACAGCUGGGAGGACGGCACCUCUGAGAUGCAGGAACUCUUCCUAGACUCCCUCCCUCUGAGCAGGUAUGACGUAAAGGAUGGGGACGAGAUCCUGAUUGACGUGUCCCGGUCAGCUGGUCAUGACUGUAGGCUCACCGCUAAUACCAAAGUCACCAGACGAUAAUCGUCGGGAGCAACUAAAUUUGAUUUCAAAUCUAGAUUUUAGCCUAGCAAAUUAAAUGUUAAGUAAUAAAACACAAUUGGAGUUUUUUUUAUCACUUCUAAUAUUCCAGAACAUAUGCGGGGCAAGAAAUGACACUUUGAUAGAGUUAUUUAGACAUUCAGAGAUUUUUUCUUCAUACACAACGAGGAGAAAUUUACCUCCGGUUAACUGUCACCUGUGGAUGAUAAUUAUUCAGAUGAUAAUGACUGCUGCUGUGCUAGAUUUGGUAGUGAUUUGCAUGAUGAAAGUUUUCAUGGAUCCUUCAAUUCUCAGCUUUACAUUCAUAGUUUGCUUGAUUUAUACUUUCAUAUCAUGCAAUGUAAAGGUAAGCUAAAGUAUGACGUAGUGUAAUGCAAUGUAGCAUAUCAUAAUGUACAAAAAUGUACCUACGUGCUAAAUUGAAUAGAAUGUGUGUGUUUUACAUUUUCAUACUGUAACGAUGUACCACUAUUGAUCGGAGUAUAAAAAUAUUUCUAGAAGAGGUGAGAUGUA
Branchiostoma floridae (Florida lancelet) is the source of this 2623-nucleotide messenger RNA. Its product is annotated as tubulin-specific chaperone cofactor E-like protein. NCBI's taxonomy places the organism in Eukaryota, Metazoa, Chordata, Leptocardii, Amphioxiformes, Branchiostomatidae. The transcript is spliced from 11 exons. The coding region runs from base 281 to 2092 and encodes 603 amino acids. The record is from RefSeq and is a predicted model, not a curated record. Gene Ontology annotation, molecular function: protein binding.